UCAGUAGUAGAUUCUGUACAGGACAAUGAGUCAACGGAAGAGCCAAGUUCAAAUGAGGAAGAGGACGAGGACGAGGAGGCGGUUCUCUCUGUAAAUGAGAAUGAAGAUGUUGAGGAAGAUGAAGAAGACAGAGAGGAAGAUGAGGACGAUGAGCUGCAGGAGCAGUCUCCUCCAAGCGGCCACGGCAAUCUCGCUUCUCAUCUAAGCACGGAGGAAGACCCAGGUAAAAUCGUCAUCGCAUCAGUGCCUCAUUCAAACUCUUUUCUCAAAAAAGAACUGCCUAGAGUCCCUGAUGGCCCCAGUCCUGUGGUUUUAAGAGGGCCUUUUACUAAUCCCGUGGGGUCGCAGCAUAUAGGUAGCAUACACCCGCUUUUGCCCCCUAGCUGUAUAAUAGAAGAACUGCACCGAGCAUUGGCAGCAAAGCUCAGGCAGGACAGCAUUGAACGAGAGCCAAGUGGAGAUGCUGAGAGCAGAAAGGAAGCAGAGGAAAACAAGGAAAAUGUUCGACAGGACCAAUGCUUUACUGAUGCUUCAGGAAUUAUUUACGACGUUGACAGCUGGAACGAGUCUGUCAUUUCUGGCACAUUGUCAAGGAGGAUGAGGAAGGAGCUGCUGGCUGUGAAGCUUCGGAAUCGUCCCAGCAAACAGGAGCUGGAGGACAGGAACAUUUUUCCUGCACGGACCGACCAGGAGAGACAGGAGAUCCGUCAACAGAUUGAAAUGAAGCUUGCUAAGAGACUCAGUCAACGGCCGGCCGUUGAAGAGCUGGAGUGCAGAAAUAUUUUGAAACAGAGGAACGAUCAGACGGAGCAGGAGGAAAGACGAGAGAUCAAACAGAGACUGAACAGAAAGCUCAACCAGAGACCGACAGUCGAUGAACUAAGAGAAAGAAAGAUUCUGAUCCGCUUCAGUGACUACGUGGAGGUGGCCAAAGCCCAGGACUACGACAGGAGAGCUGACAAACCCUGGACAAGACUGUCUGCAGCUGACAAGGCGGCCAUCCGUAAAGAGCUAAACGAGUUCAAAAGCACCGAGAUGGAGGUCCAUGUUUCGAGCAAACACCUAACGAGGUUUCACAGGCCCUAAGAGGGGGUUUUCUUCUGUGAAGAAAAUGCUGAAAGCGGCGUUCGUUAAAAUCCUGGAGGUGCCUCUUUCAGAGCCGUGGCUUCAUCCAUGGGAUUCCCAUAUUCUUCCAGCGCCCUGGGCCGAGUGGUGUUUGGGUGCGGUUAGCUCCACCGCAGGCGGCCACAGGAGAAACCUGAAGAACAUCUGCAGAUACAUUUAACCUGAGGCUGACAGAGUGGAGCGGCAGAGGACUGUUUGAUGUUUUUAGAACUGGACUGCAUUUCAGUGACUGCUAAGAAAAGACGAAUCAGUUCUGGGUAAAUGUUUGUGUACAUGUAACCAGCUCCACUCUGAAAAAACAAGUAAAAAAAAAAAAAAAAAACUUGAGGGUUAAUAAGCCUGCUAUAAAUGAAUUUCAUAUUUACUGUACAAAAGUCUGUUUGAACAGGGUUGUUCAUGUCAUCACUUGAAAAAAAAAAAA
Messenger RNA from Sinocyclocheilus rhinocerous, 1546 nucleotides. Its product is annotated as phosphatase and actin regulator 3-like. The annotation marks the transcript as partial. The transcript has 9 exons. The record is from RefSeq and is a predicted model, not a curated record. Lineage: Eukaryota; Metazoa; Chordata; Actinopteri; Cypriniformes; Cyprinidae. Gene Ontology annotation, molecular function: actin binding. Gene Ontology annotation, biological process: actin cytoskeleton organization.